Molecule: messenger RNA, 2382 nt
Organism: Lipotes vexillifer (Yangtze River dolphin)
Lineage: Eukaryota; Metazoa; Chordata; Mammalia; Artiodactyla; Lipotidae
Gene: KCNK9
Product: potassium two pore domain channel subfamily K member 9
Exons: 2
Coding region: 59-1183 (374 amino acids)
Biological process (GO): stabilization of membrane potential; potassium ion transmembrane transport
Cellular component (GO): plasma membrane
Molecular function (GO): outward rectifier potassium channel activity; potassium ion leak channel activity
Source: RefSeq, a predicted model, not a curated record
CGCGCGCGGCUGCGAGCCUGCGGGACAUGCCCCCCGCGCCGGCUCCUUGCUGGCGGCCAUGAAGAGGCAGAACGUGCGGACUCUGUCCCUCAUCGUCUGCACCUUCACCUACCUGCUGGUGGGCGCCGCCGUCUUCGACGCCCUCGAGUCGGACCACGAGAUGCGCGAGGAGGAAAAACUCAAAGCGGAGGAGGUCCGGAUCAAGGGCAAGUACAACAUCAGCAGCGAGGACUACCGGCAGCUGGAGCUGGUGAUCCUGCAGUCGGAGCCGCACCGCGCUGGCGUCCAGUGGAAAUUCGCCGGCUCCUUCUACUUUGCCAUCACGGUCAUCACCACCAUAGGUUACGGGCACGCUGCUCCGGGCACGGACGCGGGCAAGGCCUUCUGCAUGUUCUACGCGGUGCUGGGCAUCCCGCUGACACUGGUCAUGUUCCAGAGCCUGGGCGAGCGGAUGAACACGUUCGUGCGCUACCUACUGAAGCGCAUCAAGCGGUGCUGCGGCAUGCGCAACACGGAGGUGUCCAUGGAGAACAUGGUGACCGUGGGCUUCUUCUCCUGCAUGGGGACGCUGUGCAUCGGGGCGGCCGCCUUCUCCCAGUGCGAGGAGUGGAGCUUUUUCCACGCCUACUACUACUGUUUCAUCACGUUGACUACCAUUGGCUUCGGGGACUACGUGGCCCUGCAGACCAAGGGCGCCCUGCAGAGGAAGCCGCUCUACGUGGCCUUUAGCUUUAUGUAUAUCCUGGUGGGGCUGACGGUCAUAGGGGCCUUCCUCAACCUGGUGGUCCUCAGGUUCCUGACCAUGAACAGCGAGGACGAGCGGCGGGACGCCGAGGAGCGCGCGUCCCUCGCCGGCAACCGCAACAGCAUGGCCAUCCACAUGCCCGAGGAGGCGCGGCAGGGCCGGCCCCGGUACAAGGCGGACGCGGCGGACCUGCAGUCCGUGUGCUCCUGCACCUGCUACCGCCCGCAGGAGUACGGUGGCCGCUCGGCGGCACAGCAGAACUCCUUCAGCGCCAAGCUCGCCCCCCAGUACUUCCACCCCAUCUCUUACAAGAUCGAGGAGAUCUCACCAAGCACACUAAAAAACAGCCUCUUCCCGUCCCCUAUUAGCUCCGUUUCUCCCGGGUUACACAGCUUUACCGACAACCACAGGCUGAUGAGACGGCGGAAGUCCAUCUAGGGUCUGGGGAGGGAAACAGACAGAAGUCAUUUGUCAUAGCUGACGUUAAGUCUCAUUGGCCCACCUUGUCUGAUUUAUUGAUUAUGCUUAUAUCCUUUACUGUUAUGAUCAUUGUCAUCACUUUUUCUUUCUCUCCUUCCCUCUUUCUUGGUUUCAUUUCUUCCCCACCUUCCCAGCGAGACAGAGCAGGCCAAAGGGAAAAAAGGAAAGGCCCGUCUUCCUGUGAAACUCGCAUCUGAGCAUGAAGCAUGGAUUUCUUCCUUCUUCCCAGCAAAGUAUGCCUUACAUUUCUCCCCAGCCCGCCCCACCUCUGGGGUGGCUUUCCCAGGACAGGUGUGAGACCCAGACAAGGAGACAGAGCCCAGAGGAUACCUGACCCAAAGUUGCACACGCGGCUGAGAGCCUCGAGUGCCCACCCACAGUGGUGUCUCUGACCCAACUCCUUUCUCUUUUCCUCCCCAAGCAGUGGGUGGCCGAAUGUGUGUGGUCUGAGCGUGUGUGAAUGAGUGCACACACCAGUGUGCUUCUGUGUGAUGUGACAAAAUGGAAAGUAUCAGGUAUUCAUCCUUCUCUUCCGUCACACAAUUUUGUUAAUAGCCUGCUUUCGGCUGCUUCCAAACAAAACGGGAAAACAAACAAAACCCACGAGGUUUUUGAUUUAUCAUCUUGCCAAAUCAAGCAUGUUCCACAAGCAGUCUUUAUCCCAGAUAUGUCAUGACCACAUUUUUAAAGUGCUAGAUUCUAAAUUAUAUUAACUUCUUUUUAGGGGGUGGGUGGGCAAGCCGACAAGGACCAUUUUAGCUUGCCAGUUCAAAAAUUUUUUAGACAAGCAUGCACUUUGUUAAACUGGUAUGCGUUAUCAACACAAGAAAACAAAACUAGCAAUGGAAUAAUCAAAAGCCAAUAAUAUUAAUUUAUUAGAGACAUUUUUAAUUUUACCAUCUCUAGUUCCAACAAUUUUCCAUGUAACUGGACGUGUUGGGGGAAACUGGAAAAUUGUUGCAACCACAGAGUAUUUUAUUUUCUCUUAUUUGUGUGAUGAUGAUGAUUUGUGUAGCAUCUACCUACAUGAAUAAGAAUUACAGUUCAGGAUGCUUGGAUGAGAAUGGGUAUUGGUAAGUGGAUGUGGUUUCUUUUCCUAAUGAAAAACGACAGGGCAUUCCUCAUUUUAAAGAAUAUAUAUAACGUAUUUUAAGAAA